AUGUACUUUAAACAUAAAUUUGUGUUUCCUUACGAUGAGCAAAAUAUUAAUGAAAGAAAUGUUCGAGAUAGAAGGGAUGAAAAUGAUGUUGGAGAUAAAAAGGAUAACGAAUUUGGUGAUGAAAUGAAUGAAAUUGAUGAAACUAGUCUUGAAGAUGUCCCAAUUGAAACAAAUGUCAAGGAUGCUCCAGUACAAAAUUAUGAUGCUGAUGUUCGAGAUGUAAUUCUAAAAGCAUAUGUGCAAAAGAAUCCAUGCCAGCCUCGUAAUCAUGAAUUUCCACCCAAAAGAAUGGCUAAUAAAGAUAGGUCAUUUUGUGUUUCAUGGUUUAACGAGUAUCCUAGUUUGUUGGAAUAUAUAGUACAACAAAAGAUGCUGUAUUUUGCUUAUACUGCUAUCCUUUUAGCUCAAGUGAUGCAAUCACAUCAAGCUCGAACAAAUUAUCGAAUUCGCUUGAAUGCAUCAAUUGAUUGUGUUCGAUUUCUUCUACAACAAGAGAUGACCUUUCGUGGACAUGAUGGAUUUGAAGAUUUAAACAAUCGAGGGAACUUUCUUGAACUAUUACAUUGGUUGUGUUAUCAUAAUGCUGAGAUUGCACUAGAAAAAUCACAAAUUGACAUCACCACGAGCUCAGAAAGACAUUUGAACGAGCAAAUAUCAGUUGUCAUUCAUUAUAUGAAGAAUGGGCAUGUAUUGGAACAAUUUAUUGGUGUUACGUAUGUUUUGAGUACCACAGCUGUUACGCUUAAGACUGCAAUUGAUCAAUUAUUCUCCACGCAUAGCUUAACAUUUGUAGCUGUGUCACAAAAGCAUCUAAAAAUUGAAGCUUUCUUCACUUCAGUACACAGAUUAGUGAAUAUUGUUGGAGGAUCGGCUCAGCAAAGUGAUCUUAUUCGAGAGAAACAAAGACUCAAAAUUCUUGAAGCACUUAGUGUUGGUGAAAUAUCAAGUGGACGAGGUCUCAACCAAGAAACUACUCUUAAGCGUUCUGGUGAUACUUGUUGGGGUUCUUAUUACAGUUGUUUGAUUAACAUGAUUCUCAUGUUUUCAGCCAUCGUUGACGUUGUUGAGGCGAUUGCUACUGAUAUACAAGUUCCGAAGCAAGAG
Olea europaea var. sylvestris is the source of this 1104-nucleotide messenger RNA. RefSeq lists its product as uncharacterized. The record is from RefSeq and is a predicted model, not a curated record. The transcript is spliced from 5 exons. Lineage: Eukaryota; Viridiplantae; Streptophyta; Magnoliopsida; Lamiales; Oleaceae. The annotation marks the transcript as partial.